AUGAACCGCGUACAUGCUCAUGGUCCUGUUCCUGGUGGGAGGAGAGGAGGAGAGGAGGUCGUCGUCCUCGGGCAUAUCGGCCGUGAAAGGGUACUGCAUGGAGCCACGGCGACGGCGGGUGCGAUGUUCACCUUCGUCGCCAGCGGGAGCGGUAGCCGAGAGAGGAGUGGAGGGUGGGCUUUCGGUCAGCGAGUGAGGCUCGGCAGUGGCCAGGGAGGAGGUGGCAAUGGAGAGGCCACUGUUGCUUUUGGCGGUGGGCUCCUCCGGUUGGAACUUGUAAGAAGACGACAUGAUAUCGAUUCAAAAAGUAAUUGGUAUCUUUUGCGUUGCUUGUACCGCUGCCGGCCGAAGCUUUAUGAGAGUAUACGGCGUAGAAAUGCGAACGGCGAGUCGUCCUUGAAUGGUAGGGGUCUGUACGAUUGCGCUGUACUGUGCCUGGGUGCGGGUAUGGUUAUUGGCGUAAGGAAGGGAUUUUUAGUGCAGCCUUCCUUUGCUGGUGGGAAUUUUGUUGUGGAGGUGGGGGGGGGGGGGAGGGGGCGGGGGCCUCGGGUGACAGCGAACUGCGUACCAAAGGGGAAACGGCGUGACCAAAUCGUCCUGUCAAUUGCGGCGGUCCUCCUGUUGUUGUUGGUUGGGCGGGUAUUCCGGACGUGGGGGGCGAUCGCAGGCAGGGAGUCGGGUCGGGAUCACUGA
Messenger RNA from Fimicolochytrium jonesii, 693 nucleotides. RefSeq lists its product as uncharacterized. The coding region runs from base 1 to 693 and encodes 230 amino acids. The transcript is spliced from 3 exons. The record is from RefSeq and is a predicted model, not a curated record. NCBI's taxonomy places the organism in Eukaryota, Fungi, Chytridiomycota, Chytridiomycetes, Spizellomycetales, Powellomycetaceae.